UAGGCAUUAUUUUAAAGUAAAUUAUUUAGUUAAAAUUAUUUUUCUUGUUACAUGAAGUGGGAUUGGUUGUACAACAGCAGAAGUGGAGCGCCUUCGUUUUUUGUUUGUUUACUGUAGCUUGUAGCUGCAAUGAUAGCCGAGUAGUUAUGCCCAGUUUUUUCUUUAUAUACAGAGAAGUACAUUCAGACACACUGUAGACUAGCUGUCAGUAUUACUCGAGGCCGAGAUGAUCGAGGUGGUGGCCUCCAUGGCCCGAGGCCCCGUGUUUCUGGCCGGGGAGCUCAUGGAGUGUCUCAUAACAUUCACCAACCCGAUGUCUCAUCUGUCCACAUCUGCGAGCAGUGAGAUGUUGGCGUGGGCCAGCGCUCAGAUCCACUGUCAGUUUCACGCCAGUGAGAACAGGGUGGCCCUGCCCGCCCGGGGCAACAAACAGGAUGUCCAGGCUGGCAGYGACACCGUGCUCAUACCAAGCAGAGAUUCGUACAGCGAGGUGGUGCCCAUAGAUGGGCCUCCCAGUUUCCGCGGUCAGGCGGUGAAAUACGUCUACAAACUGACCAUCGGCUGUCAGAGAGUCAAUUCUCCCAUCAAACUGCUCCGGGUCCCMUUCAGAGUUCUGGUUCUGCAGGGCAUGCCAGAGCCUCCGUUUCCUCAGGACGAAGAGGUUUCUCCCUCAAACCCAUUUCUGGAGGAGGAGGAGGCGAGCCGCAGAGACGCCCGAGCUCUGGAGAGAGCCCUGGACCUGCUGAUGGUCACCACCUCCMGACGCUGCCCCCACAUGUUUAAUAUCACCAACAUGCGCGGGAAAGUGGCGAAGUUCUGCAUCUUCAAGACUGUUUACAGACUUGGGGAGGACAUCGUYGGCACUUUCGACUUCUCCGAAGGAGACAUUCCUUGUUUACAGUAUUCGGUGAGCCUUCAAAGYGAGGAGGAGAUCCAGGAGCAGUACCAGCGGCGACCAGGACAGGCCAUCAGUGUGACCGGACACGGCCGACACCUGGAGUCCUGCCUCCACACGGCCUCCAGCCACUUCUCGCUUCCCAUCCCCCUCAACGUCACGCCAGGGUUCAGCACAGAUAUAGUGACCCUGCGCUGGCGCCUGCACUUUGAGUUCGUCACGGCCCGGGAGCCCAUGGAGCCGCCCACAGUUCUGCAGAACCAAUCGGAGGUCACGGUCUGGGCCGGGGCGGAGCACGUGGACGUGGACACGUUCAGCUGGAAUCUGCCCAUCAAAGUGCUGCCCACCAACCCGGCGCUGGCGUCCUACGUGUCCCAGUUCACAGGGACCAACAGCAUUAAUAUUUAAGAUUUGUCAGCUUGGUUGUCAGGACUGAAGUGCUUUCAGAUUUUGUCAGAGCUCUGAGAUUUUUCUUUUUAAAAGAAUUUGUUUGUAUUUAUAUUUUACUUUUGCAUCGACACACUAGCUUUGUCUCAUUUUAUGAAAGCAGCAUACAUGAUUUUUUUUCUGCAAAGGCAAUUUUUUUGCUUUGAGAUGUAAAAACUAUGAGAGAAGAAAUAAAACUGUAACUUUUCAA
Molecule: messenger RNA, 1532 nt
Organism: Austrofundulus limnaeus
Lineage: Eukaryota; Metazoa; Chordata; Actinopteri; Cyprinodontiformes; Rivulidae
Gene: rgp1
Product: GP1 homolog, RAB6A GEF complex partner 1
Source: RefSeq, a predicted model, not a curated record